This is a messenger RNA of Annulohypoxylon truncatum, 2329 nucleotides long. RefSeq lists its product as uncharacterized. Gene Ontology annotation, cellular component: cytosol. Bases 661 to 1743 code for a protein of 360 amino acids. The record is from RefSeq and is a predicted model, not a curated record. Gene Ontology annotation, biological process: gluconeogenesis; glycolytic process. The transcript is spliced from 2 exons. Gene Ontology annotation, molecular function: zinc ion binding; fructose-bisphosphate aldolase activity. NCBI's taxonomy places the organism in Eukaryota, Fungi, Ascomycota, Sordariomycetes, Xylariales, Hypoxylaceae.
UCUCACAGCUGCGUAUAGUAUAUCGCAUGGGAUAUAGACCCAAUUUAUAAUAAGUUCCAAUUCAAUGCCCCUCCGAAAGCUGGAAACAAUCGGGUUACCCCACCUUGACAUCCCGAAUGGAAACUGACGUCUUGGAGGGGUAAAACGACAAGAUCGCCGGCAUUUUACCUUGAUAUUAUCUAAAGAAGCUCUAGAAAUCGAGUUACCCGCCCAUUGCUCCGUAGAGUGUCCGGGACGGCACAUCGAGGUACCUGGGUCUAGUGGCCAGUAGCGGAAAGGCAAAAGGUCAAGGGACCCGAAAAAGCUUUGACUAAGAAUGUUUUAUAGACGGUACAUUUUACCUCUCGAAAUAAUCCGGGUCACACCUGAGGUGAGUUUCCAUAAUAAAUUCUCGGCCGUUCUGCGCUUCUGCGUCACCGUGGAUCUAAUCUGACCCAACAUAACUGGUAUAACCCCUCCAAACGCUGCCCCCCUCCUUCUUUCAACUAUUUUUUCGUCGUUGCUGUUUUAAUUCCCUCAGACUUCUCACCAAUUUGAAAACAAACGAUACUUUUAAACCAUCACUCUUAUUUCUUACACUACCAACCCGUCCAUCUACAUCCUACAUAAACCACAUCAACCUUUCUACCUCGUCAAUUGUCCUGAAUAGUCAUAGUCAUAAUGGGGUUAAUGGAUAAGCUGAACCUCAAGCCUGGCGUUAUCUACGGCCAGGAUGUUCAAAAGGUAUUCCAAUAUGCCAAAGAGAACGAGUUCGCGCUCCCCGCCGUCAAUGUGACCUCGUCCUCCACUGUAAAUGCUGUCCUCGAAGCAGCUAAGGAAUCUCGAUCUCCUGUUGUAAUCCAAGUUUCCAACGGAGGCGCUGCCUUCUUCGCGGGCAAGUCGAUUCCCAAUGGUAACCAAGAAGCCUCCAUCGCUGGCGCUGUUGCCGCCGCACACUUCGUCCGCUCAGUUGCCCCUAUCUACGGCGUCCCCGUCAUCCUGCACAGUGAUCACUGCGCCAAGAAGCUGCUCCCGUGGUUGGAUGGUAUGAUCGAUGCCGAUGAGGCCUUCUUCAAGGAGCAUGGCACCCCUCUCUUCAGCAGCCACAUGAUCGAUCUAUCAGAGGAAGAGCUCAAGUACAACAUUGAGACAACCGCUAAAUACCUUAAGCGAUCGGCGCCGUUGAAUCUGUGGUUAGAAAUGGAAGUUGGUCUAACGGGUGGUGAGGAAGACGGUGUCAACAACGAAGACGUUGACAACAACUCCCUAUACACGCAACCUGAGGAUAUUCUUGCCAUCUACGAGGCGCUCAGCCCCAUCUCUCCCCUCUUCAGCAUUGCCGCUGGUUUCGGCAACGUCCACGGUGUCUACCAGCCUGGAAAUGUCAAGCUUCACCCUGAACUACUCGGCAAGCACCAGGCCCACGUCGCCAAGAAGCUGAACGAUGGCCAGGCCAAGCCCGUCUUCUUCGUUUUCCACGGCGGCUCUGGUUCCAGCAAGAACGAAUUCCUUGAGGCCAUUUCCCACGGUGUCGUCAAGGUCAACCUUGACACAGAUCUCCAGUGGGCUUAUCUAACUGGUCACCGUGACUUCAUCCUGAACAACAUCGACUACCUGAGGACCCAGGUUGGCAACCCUGAGGGUCCCCACAAGCCGAACAAGAAGAAGUACGACCCCCGUGUGUGGGUGAGAGAGGGCGAGAAGACCAUGAAGGCCCGCGUUAUCGAGGCUUUCGAAGAUUUCCGCACGGCCGGGAAGCUAUAAGCAAUUACCUUGGCACUUAUCGGAGUAGUGGGGUAGUGGGAGCAUCGUCAGGCAUAGUUCCGUUGACUUCUGUUACUGGGUAGCAUCGAGUAACCAAAAAUACCAAAUAAUUAACUCGAAUAUUCGUAUUCGCCUUUCGUUGUGUGGUCUGUGUGGUCUGACCUUCAUAGAAUUAGACACACUUGGUUCUAACGUGUUCAGCACAUUCUAGCCCUACGUACAAAUGUACCUAUUCCCAAGUCCCCUGUCAUACGGACGUAGCGCACCCGAAAUCUCCAACGCCGGUAGCCGAGGCCCGGAAUCGUCCAUAAUAGCCAAUAUUCGGGUCGGCAAAGAUAAUCCCAUCAACCAAGAACCUCGGAAUGAGUAGAAAACGAUUCUUAAUUCAUCCAUGGUAUAACAGACCUUCUAAAUUGUGUAGAUUUUCUAAUAGGUAGGAACUUAUGUCAGCUUGACGUUACAAAGUGUUUGCAUUAGCACAUGUGAUCCAUUAGACGCAUAAUAUGACUUUAAUAGAUAGGAUAGGAUACAUAUUUAGACUAGGUAUUUACAUAUGGGGUAGUUAGCUAUGAGUGGAUAACAGCUC